AUGGACGUGGUCGUGGAUGUGGACGUGGACGUGGACGUGGACAUGGACGUGGACGUGGACGUGGACGUGGUCGUGGAUGUGGACGCGGACCUGGAAAUGGACGUGGUCGUGGAUGUGGUCGUGGUCGUGGACGUGGAGGAUGUGGUCGUGGACGUGGACGUGGACGUAGAAGUGGACGUGGUCGUGGUCGUGGACGUGGUCGUAGACGUAGACGUGGUCGUCCAUGACGUGGAGGUGGACGUGGACGUGGACAUGGACGUGGUCGUGGACGUGGAUGUGGACUUGGACGUGGUCGUGGACGUGGACGUGGUCGUGGAGGACGUGGACGUGGAGGACGUGGACGUGGACGUGGACGUGGACGUAGACGUGGUCGUCCACGACGUGGAGGUGGACGUGGACGUGGACAUGGACGUGGUCGUGGACGUGGACCUGGACGUGGACGUGGACGUGGACAUGGUUGUGGACGUGGACGUGGUCGUGGAGGACGUGGACGUGGACGUCGACGUGGAUGUGGACGUGGACGUGGACGUGGACGUGGAUGUGGACUUGGACGUGGUCGUGGACGUGGACGUGGUCGUGGAGGACGUGGACGUGGAGGACGUGGACGUCGACGUGGACGUGGACGUGGACGUGGUCGUCCACGACGUGGAGGUGGACGUGGACGUGGACAUGGACGUGGUCGUGGACGUGGACCUGGACGUGGACGUGGACGUGGUCGUGGACUUGGACGUGGUCGUGGAGGACGUGGACGUCGACGUGGACGUGGACGUGGUCAUGGACGUGGUCGUGGACGUGGACGUGGACGUGGUCGUGGACGUGGAUGUGGUCGUGGACGUGGACGUGGACGUGGACGUGGUCGUGGACUUGGACGUGGACGUGGACGUGGACGUGGACGUGGACGUGGUCGUGGAUGUGGACGUGGUCGUGGACUUGGACGUGGACGUGGACGUGGACGUGGACGUGGAUGUGGACGUGGACGUGGUCGUGGAUGUGGUCGUGGACGAUGUGGUCGUGGUCGUGGACGUGGAGGAUGUGGUCGUGGACGUGGACGUGGACGUGGAAGUGGACGUGGUCGUGGUCGUGGACGUGGUCGUAGACGUGGACGUGGUCGUCCACGACGUGGAGGUGGACGUGGACGGGGACUUGGACGUGGACGUGGAUGUGGACUUGGACCUGGACGUGGACGUGGACGUGGACGUGGUCGUGGACGUGGUCGUGGAGGACGUGGACAUCGACGUGGACGAGGACGUGGUCGUGGACGUGGUCGUGGACGUGGACGUGGACGUGGUCGUUGACGUGGACGUGGUCGUGGACGUGGACGUGGACGUGGACGUGGUCGUGGACUUGGACGUGGACGUGGACGUGGACGUGGACGUAGUCGUGGACGUGGAGGACUUGGACGUGGACAUGGACGUGGACGUGGACGUGGACGUGGACCUGGAGGUGGUCGUGGACGUGGACGUGGUCGUGGACGUGGACGUGGACAUGGAGAUGGACGUGGACGUGGACGUGGAAGUGGACGUGGACAUGGUCGUGGACGUGGACGUGGUCGUGGACGUGGACGUGGACAUGGACGUGGACGUGGACCUGGACGUGGACGUGGACGUGGACAUGGACGUGUACGUGGAUGUGGACGUGGACGUGGACAUGGACGUGGACGUGGACGUGGAGGACAUGGACGUGGACAUGGACGUGGACGUGGACGUGGACGUGGACGUGGACAUGGACGUGGACGUGGACGUGGACGUGGACGUGGACAUGGACGUGGACAUGGACGUAAACGUGGACAUGGACGUGGACGUGGACAUGGACGUGGACGUGGACGUGGACGUGGUUGUGGACGUGGACGUGGACGUGGACGUGGACGUGGACGUGGACGUGGACGUGGACAUGGACGUGGACAUGGACAUGGACGUGGACAUGGACGUGGACAUGGACGUGGAGGUGGACGUGGACAUGGACGUGGACGUGGACAUGGACGUGGACGUGGACGUGGACAUGGACGUGGACGUGGACAUGGACGUGAACAUGGACGUGGACGUGGACAUGGACGUGGACCUGGUCGUGGACGUCGAGGUGGACGUGGAAGUGGACGUGGACAUGGACGUGGAAGUGGACGUGGACAUGGACGUGGACGUGGACGUGGACAUGGACGUGAACGUGGACGUGGACAUGGACGUGGACGUGGACGUGGACGUGGACAUGGACGUGGACGUGGACGUGGACAUGGACAUGGACUUGGACGUGGUCGUGGACGUGGAAGUGGACGUGGACGUGGACGUGGACGUGAACGUGGACGACGUGGACAUGGACGUGGACGUGGACGUGGACGUGGUCGUGGAUGUGGACGCGAACCUGGAAGUGGACGUGGUCGUGGAUGUGGUCGUGGUCGUGGACGUGGAGGACGUGGUUGUGGACGUGGACGUGGACGUGGAAGUGGACGUGGUCGUGGUCGUGGACGUGGUCGUAGACGUGGACGUGGUCGUCCUCGACGUAGAGGUGGACGUGGACGUGGACAUGGACGUGGUCGUGGACGUGGAGGACUUGGAUGUGGACGUGGAUGUGGACUUGGACCUGGACGUGGACGUGGACGUGGUCGUGGACGUGGACAUGGUCGUGGAGGACAUGGACGUGGACGUGGACGUGGACGUGGUCGUGGACAUUGACGUGGACGUGGACGUGGUCGUGGACGUGGACGUGGACGUGGUCGUGGACGUGGACGUGGACGUGGUCGUGGACUUGGACGUGGACGUGGACGUGGACGUGGACGUGGUCGUGGACGUGGAGGACUUGGACGUGGACAUGGACGUGGUUGUGGACGUGGACGUGGACGUGGAAGUGGACGUGGUCGUGGUCGUGGACGUGGUCGUAGACGUGGACGUGGUCGUCCACGACGUGGAGGUGGACGUGGACGUGGACAUGGACGUGGUCGUGGACGUGGAGGACUUGGAUGUGGACGUGGAUGUGGACUUGGACCUGGACGUGGACGUGGACGUGGACGUGGUCGUGGACGUGGACGUGGUCGUGGAGGACAUGGACGUGGACGUGGACGUGGACGUGGUCAUGGACAUGGACGUGGACGUGGACGUGGUCGUGGACGUGGACGUGGACGUGGUCGUGGACGUGGACGUGGACGUGGACGUGGUCGUGGACUUGGACGUGGACGUGGACGUGGACGUGGACGUGGUCGUGGACGUGGAGGACUUGGACGUGGACAUGGACGUGGACGUGGACGUGGACGUGGACCUGGAGGUGGUCGUGGACGUGGACGUGGUCGUGGACGUGGACGUGGACCUGGACGUCGACGUGGACGUGGACCUGGACGUGAACGUGGACCUGGACUUGGACGUGGACGUGGAUGUGGACGUGGUCGUGGAGUGGACGUGGUCGUGGAUGUCGACGUGGACGUGGACGUGGUCGUGGACGUGGACGUGGAAGUGGACGUUGACGUGGUCGUAG
This is a messenger RNA of Closterium sp. NIES-65, 3459 nucleotides long. The record is from the annotation of a GenBank genome assembly. NCBI's taxonomy places the organism in Eukaryota, Viridiplantae, Streptophyta, Zygnematophyceae, Desmidiales, Closteriaceae.